Molecule: messenger RNA, 1286 nt
Organism: Xiphias gladius (swordfish)
Lineage: Eukaryota; Metazoa; Chordata; Actinopteri; Istiophoriformes; Xiphiidae
Product: neuroendocrine protein 7B2
Exons: 6
Coding region: 36-710 (224 amino acids)
Biological process (GO): regulation of hormone secretion; neuropeptide signaling pathway
Cellular component (GO): secretory granule
Molecular function (GO): enzyme regulator activity
Source: RefSeq, a predicted model, not a curated record
CGUGCAGUAGACAGGUUCCACCGUCAUCGUUCACGAUGACAGAAAUGGGCUCGGCGGCGCGGUUAUCGUUGCUCGGCCUCCUCCUGUGGCUGCGGCUCGGCGGGGCCGCGGCCCGCAGCCCCCGCACCGCGGACCAGGUGUCCGAGGCCGACAUCCAGCGUCUCCUGCACGGCGUCAUGGAGCAGCUGGGCAUCGCCCGGCCCAGGGUGGAGUAUCCCGCGCACCAGGCCACCAACAUCGUCGGGCCUCAGAGCAUACAGGGUGGUGCCCACGAAGGGUUGCAGCACCUGGGCCCUUACGGAAACAUCCCAAACAUUGUGGCUGAGUUGACGGGAGACAACGUUCCCAAAGACUUCAGUGAUGACCACGGAUACCCAGACCCUCCGAACCCCUGUCCCCUGGGAAAGACAGCGGCAGACGGGUGUCUGGAAAACGCUCCGGACACGGCCGAGUUCAGCAGAGAGUUUCAGAAACACCAGCACCUAUUCGACCCAGAGCAUGACUACCCGGCCCUGGCGAAGUGGAACAAGGAGCUUUUGUACCAAAAACUGAAGGGAGGACCAAAAAGAAGAAAAAGGGGUGUCAACCCGUAUUUAAUGGGCCAGAGGCUGGACAAUGUUGUCGCCAAGAAAUCUGUUCCUCACUUCUCUGAGGAAGAGGAGGGGGAGGAGGCGCCGACUGUCUCUGCUGCCACUAAACCCACGACCUAAACUCCUGCACCUGCGGCACUCGCUGUAAUAUUAAAGUAUACUCUCGGAUAAAAGUUUUUAACACGACAUAUUCAGGCAUUUAGGUUAACAAGCAAUGGAAUAAUGACUUCACUGCAGGUCACUGUGAAAUAAGCAACAUUAAAGUAAAGUGGAGAAAAGAUGAGAAAUUUGAGAUGUUUUUAUGGUAUUGCAGUGAUAUUAAUGAGCCCAGAUCUUGUUUACUAAUCAGGCCCAUCAUACUGUGUGUGUGUCUGUCUUUAUUUUUAACAUACAGGCAUUAUAAUCCGAGUCCCGUGGAAACAAAAUGUCAGGGCUCAGUUGUCGUCACGGGCUAGGCCGGAUUACCAGCUAGGCAAAGUGGGCAACAGCCCCCGGGGGCGCCAAGAGCCCCUGGUUCACUCCGCUUGGUUUUUGUCUACAUUAAUUUGAUUAAUUGCAAAUUUAAUUCGAAUUUUGCACCACACAAGUACAAUAUCAACCAUCACAAGUCCUCCAUCAGAACCCCCGAAAUGUUGAGUUUACUAUGAUAGAAAACUGGGGGAACUAGUGAAAAUUAAUAUUUGGGAAGCUGGUUCU